AUGAAAAUAUCAUUAAAUCAAACUACUAAACCUCUUACAGAAAAAAAUUCCAUUCAAAAAUAUCAAUGGUUUGAUGAUUAUAUUUCUAAUAAUCGUGGAGGUUCAUUUGGAAUGACUGUAAUUACUCUUAAUGGUAGAGGACAUUGUAAUGAAGAAAUUUCAUUAGAAGAAUUACAAUCAAUGAUGGGAACAUUACAACCAAAAAAUGAUGAUCCAGAUGCAGAUAUAUGGAUUGAUGUAUAUGGGAAUAAUGAAAAAGAAUUAAAAACAAUAGGAGAAUUAUUUGGAAUUCAUCCAUUAACUAUUGAUGAUUGGCUUUCAGAUUCAACAAGAAGUAAAUCAACAAUUUUUGAUACAUAUUAUGAAUUAAGUGAUAAAGAAUUAUUUUAUCAAACAGACUCUAAUAUAUUAGACUAUUCUUCUAUUAAUAUUACAAUGAGAGACACAUUUGUAUUAACAGUUCAUUCAAAACAUUUACAUGCAAUAAAAAAAGUAAAAGAUAAAAUAUCAUUACAUUAUACAGAAUCACUUCCAAGUGCACAAUGGGUAAUGUAUGCAUUAUUAAUGGAUAUUAUCAAAGGAUAUAAAUUAAUAAUGAAACAUAUUGAAGAAGAUUUAGAUACAUUUGAAAAAUUAGCAGAAUUUAUGAUAUCAACAGAUCAAAAUGCUAUCUUAGCAAGAUUAAUGAGUAUAAAGAAAAGAGCAUCAAAUCUCGAUUAUCAAAUAUCUCCUAAAAAAGCAUUACUUCGUUAUCUUAUUAAAACUCCAACACAAAAAAUUAGUAAAAUGGUUAAAAUUUAUUUAAGAGAUGUUCUUGAAGAAGCUGUUAUUAUUGUAAAAAGAGUUGAUUUUGUAAAUGAUAAAAUUGAUGAUGUAACUAAUACCUUUUUAUCUAGAAUGACUUUAGACUCAUAUCGUGUAAAUAGAGAUCAAGAAGAAUUAAUGAAAAGAUUUGCAAUCAUUACAACAUUAUUUACUCCAUUAACAUUUCUUUCUACAUCAUUUGGAAUGAAUGUUCUUGUUCCAGGUCAAGAAAUAGAUAAUUAUGGAAUGUUUAUUGGUCUUUAUGUUAUUGCAAUAGCAGCAAUGAUAGGAGGUAUUUCAUAUUUUAAAUUAACUCAUUGGAUUUAA
Messenger RNA from Entamoeba histolytica HM-1:IMSS, 1131 nucleotides. Its product is annotated as magnesium and cobalt transport protein CorA, putative. Gene Ontology annotation, cellular component: membrane. Gene Ontology annotation, molecular function: magnesium ion transmembrane transporter activity. The record is from RefSeq and is a predicted model, not a curated record. The transcript has a single exon. Lineage: Eukaryota; Evosea; Mastigamoebida; Endamoebidae. Bases 1 to 1131 code for a protein of 376 amino acids. Gene Ontology annotation, biological process: magnesium ion transmembrane transport; intracellular magnesium ion homeostasis.